This is a messenger RNA of Alternaria alternata, 1032 nucleotides long. Its product is annotated as quinone oxidoreductase. Gene Ontology annotation, molecular function: oxidoreductase activity; zinc ion binding. The transcript has a single exon. Bases 1 to 1032 code for a protein of 343 amino acids. Lineage: Eukaryota; Fungi; Ascomycota; Dothideomycetes; Pleosporales; Pleosporaceae. The record is from RefSeq and is a predicted model, not a curated record.
AUGCACGCUAUUGCAGUAACCGAGUAUGGUCCCAUCACCAACCUCAAAUCAAUCGACAUUCCCAAACCCUCCGACCCGCAAGGCCAUGACAUUCUCGUGCGCGUAAAAGCCUGCUCUGUCAAUCCAGUCGACACCAAGGCGCGCGCUGGGACCUACGAUGACUAUCCAGACUACUACGAACGAACACCCAAGCUUCCUCAAAUCCUUGGCUUUGACGGCGCUGGCGUGAUAGAAAGUGUUGGAUCUGCUGUCACGAACUUCAAGUCUGGCGACGAGGUGUACUACUCUGGUUCCCCAAUCCGACAAGGAAGCAACGCUGAAUACCAGCUGGUAGAUUCGAGAGCCGUGGCACUGAAACCAAAGAGUCUGGACUGGGGACAGGCUGCUGCCAUGCCCUUGACUUGGAUCACAGCGUAUGAAGCACUCGUGGAACGCAUGGAGAUUCAGAAGAACGAACAGGCUGGCAUCUUGAUCAUCAACGGAGCAGGAGGCGUUGGCAGCGUAGCAAGUCAGAUCGCGCGUCGUGUUCUCAACCUCCCUGUUGUAGUCACUACAGCGUCUAGAGAAGAGACAGUCAAUUUUUCAAAAGACGUAGGAGGCGCCAUGCAUACCAUCAACCAUCACAAAGACAUUACAGAAGAAGUUGAAAAGUUAAAGCUCGACGUCCCCAUCAAAUACGUCUUCAUCACGCACACGCCAAUGUCCGGCUAUCUCGCACCUGCAGCUAAGAUUUGUGCACCCUUCGGAAGAGUAUGUUCUAUUGUUCAAGACAAGGAGAUGCCAAUGUAUGGCACCGAAUUCAUGGCAAAGAGCCUUACGUUCACUUGGGCAUUGUUGGGCACAAAACCGUAUUACGGAGUCGACGUUGAGACUCACGGAAGAAUUCUCGAAGAAUUGGCUCAAAUGCUAGAUGAUGGGAAAGUGAAGUGUCAUUGCAUGCAGAAGCUGAAGGUCGAUGAAGAUGGCUUGAGAAAAGCUCAUGAGAUCAUUGAAGGUGGAAAAGCGAUUGGGAAGGUUGCUUUGGAAUUCUGA